Molecule: messenger RNA, 2219 nt
Organism: Hibiscus syriacus
Lineage: Eukaryota; Viridiplantae; Streptophyta; Magnoliopsida; Malvales; Malvaceae
Product: inactive receptor-like serine/threonine-protein kinase At2g40270
Exons: 9
Coding region: 90-2069 (659 amino acids)
Biological process (GO): protein phosphorylation
Molecular function (GO): ATP binding; protein kinase activity; protein binding
Source: RefSeq, a predicted model, not a curated record
UCAAGUUUCAACUCGGUGAAAAAUUCCUGGUUUUGGUUUUUUUUAUUGUUUGUGCUAAGCUUUGAUCAAAAGAAGAAAGAAGGAAGCCGAUGAUGAUGGACAAGAAUUGCAAGUUUGUAAGACUGAAACAAGAUUUCGGAUUUUUUUUCUUGCUGUUUUUCUUAUGUCAAACUUUUGUAUGUUGGUCAUUGAAUGAAGAAGGAUUGGCGUUGUUGAAGUUAAAGGAGAGAAUUGUGAAUGAUCCAUUUUGUUCAUUGUCGAAUUGGAAAGAAGAAGAUGGAGACGUUGACCAGUGUUCCUGGUUUGGUGUCGAAUGUUCUGAUGGCAAAGUUGUUGUUUUGAACUUGAAAGAUCUUUGUCUUGAAGGAACAUUGGCACCUGAGCUUGGAUCUCUACUUCAUAUUAAGUCUAUUAUUUUGAGGAACAACUCUUUUGCCGGUGUUAUCCCCGAAGAGAUCAGAAAACUGGAGGAACUAGAGGUGUUGGACUUGGGAUUCAAUAACUUCAGCGGACCGGUUCCACCCGAACUCGGAAGCAAUUGGUCAUUAACAAUCCUUUUACUGGACAAUAAUGAGCUUCUCAGUAGUUUUUCUCCUGAGAUAUAUCAACUCCUGCAGCAUUCUGAAACUCAAGUGGAUGAGAAACAACUAUCUAAGAAUGGUAAAAUGUCUUGCAAGCAAAGGUUCAAUACAUGGAAUGAUGGCAAAACUGAAGAUGCAAUGCGAAGGAGACUUCUUCAAGCAACGCCAUUGCCACCCUUUAUAAACUUCGAAAUGCCUUUACCUCCUCGUGGUCCACCUCGGUUUCCGACUCCUCCAGCAUCUGUUGAACCUUCCGGUAAUAAUACAUUCAGAAGAGAUGUUCAGGCUAACCGAUCUUCCUCUCCAGUUCCUCUUCCGUCAACCCCGAAUGCUUCUGCUCCAGCCCCUUCUCUGUCAAUCCCGAAUGCUUCUGCUCCGUCUCCUUCUCUGUCAACCCCGAAUGCUCCUCGGCGCCAUCAAAGCACUAUACUCGUCAUAGCCAUAGGGAGCGGCAGCGUGUUCCUUCUAAUAUUGAUAGCCAUUGCCUAUCUCUUUAAAACUUAUAAGGUAUCUACUGUGAAACCUUGGGCCACUGGCCUAAGCGGACAGCUGCAGAAAGCAUUUGUAACUGGUGUACCGAAGCUGAAGAGAUCGGAACUGGAAGCAGCCUGUGAAGAUUUCAGCAAUGUGAUUAGUUCAUCAGCUGUUGCCACUGUGUACAAAGGGACACUGUCUAGUGGGAUUGAAAUUUCUGUGACCUCCAUCCCCGAGAAAUCUGCCAAAGAGUGGUCAUGUAAUUUAGAAACACAGUUCAGAAAGAAGAUCGAAAUGUUGUCGAAAGUGAACCACAAAAAUUUCGCCAACCUUGUCGGAUAUUGCGAGGAAGAUAAACCUUUUACUAGGAUGAUGGUUUUUGAAUAUGCUCCAAAUGGAACACUCUUUGAGCAUUUACACAUUAAAGAAUCCGAGCACUUGGACUGGGCAACGAGGUCGAGAAUUAUGGUGGGCAUGGCUUCCUGCCUGGAACAUAUGCACCAGCUGAACCCUCCCGUACCGCAUACCAACUUGUCGUCAGCUGUCGUCAAUCUAACUGAAGACUGUGCGGCCAAAAUCUUCGAUCCAUUCUCCUGGAAUGCAGCCGAGAGUGAAGUUGAUAGAAAAAACCAUUCAGAUACGCCAUUACCAAGCCUAGAAAGUAAUGUGUAUACCUUUGGGGUAGUAUUAUUCGAAAUCGUAACAGGAAGGAUGCCGUACUUUGUGGACGACAAUGGUUCACUCGACGACUGGGCAUCGGACUAUUUGAGAAGAGAUCAAUCACUGAUGGAGAUGGUUGAUCCGACUCUAAACUCUUUCAAACCGUAUCAAGUGGAGAAAAUCGGAGAGGUGAUCAAAACUUGUGUCCACCCUGAACCUCGACAAAGACCGGAUAUGAGGAAAGUCGGUGCACGACUGAGAGAGAUCACCGCGAUUACGCCAGAAGGUGCGAUCCCGAAAGUUUCUCCUCUUUGGUGGGCAGAGCUCGAGAUUAUGUCCACCGAAGCAAGAUAGCGGAUGAAGGUAGUGGAAAGGCAAAAGGAAGGUUGCCUGCAGAUCAGCACUGGUUGUAUUAACUUAGGUUAAUGGAACAUUUGUUGUAAACAUACGCAUAUACAUAUAUAGAUUCAACACAGAGAGGAAAAUAUGGGAAAUCUUCACUAU